Meloidogyne enterolobii is the source of this 675-nucleotide messenger RNA. The record is from the annotation of a GenBank genome assembly. NCBI's taxonomy places the organism in Eukaryota, Metazoa, Nematoda, Chromadorea, Rhabditida, Meloidogynidae.
AUGGGGAAUUCUGAUGAAAGUGGCAAUGAGGGAUCUGAUGAAGAAAGUUUUGGAAAUAAAUCUAAACGGGCAAAGAAAGAAUCUUUGGCUGAAUUAGUUGCCCAUGACCGCCAAAUGCGUGCAUUAAAGUCAAUGUUAAAAGAUGAACAAGAAGAAAAGACUGAACGUUUGGAUAUUUGUUUUAAAGAAAUUAAACAAUUUGGAGGGUUAAAUCAAAUUAGUAGACAAUCUAAUAAAAUAAAAGAGGACGAGGAAGAAUUGGAGGAUAAUUAUGAUUUUUUGUACCAUCAACUUCAAUUUCAACCAACAAUUGUUGCUCAACCAAAUAAAGUUUUAAUUGAAAAUAAAUUAAACAAGACAAUUGAUCAACAAAAAAAGGAAAAGAAAAAUUUGGAAAAUCCAGAACAAUUAGAAAAAGAAGAAAAAGCUAAAAAAGCUGUUCAAUCAAAAAUUGCCAAAGAAAGAGAAAAGAAAUGGGCAAAAAGAGUAAAAAAUGAAAGAAGAAAUACAAUUAAAUAUUUAAGGAAAGAAGCUAAAAAUUCUGCAAAACUUUUUAUCGAGAAAAGGAGACAAAUAAGAAAAGAAAGGGAUGAAAAAACUAAAAAGAUUUUGCAGUCUUUGGAAGUACAAGAAUCGGAAUAUAAAAAAUUACAGGCAAUUGGAGGGAAACUCUGA